ACUUGAACACAAGACCUCAUGUAACCGCUGAGGGGGUUUCCGCACCACAACAGGAGUUGCGUCCGCUAAAGGCCUCAGAGCUCCGAGAAACUGCCUGCAUCGGAACGCUGGGGCAGCUGGGGGAUAUUUGGGGAUCUGAUCUAGUUUCUAUCAUUGAGAAGUUCAAAAAAGUUAACCAAGUGUAAGAUUAAAUCAGUAAAUAAGAAAAAAGUGUUAUUAUAGAGAGUCGUACUGUAUGAGAGUUUAGACUGAGAGAUGGAGCGCUGCGGUGCAGUUAUGAAAGCUUUGAUGUUCCUCACAUUUUCUUUUCAUCUUUCAUCAGCAGUCACACACACUCUGCAGUACCUCUACACUGCAGUUACACCAGGAAUAAACGUCCCAGAAUUCACUGUUGUGGGUCUAAUGGAUGGACAGGAGUUUGAGUACUACGACAGUGACCUCAGGAACGCGACCCCAAAGACAGAGUGGAUACAGAAGAUCAAUAGCACAGAUUACUGGACCAGACACACACAGAUUUAUCAGGUGUUUCAGAAGAGCAUUAAAACUGGUCUGAAUAUUGUGAUGAAGAAUUUUAAUCAUACUACAGGAGUUCACACACUACAGUGGAUGUACGGCUGUGAGCUCGAUGAUGACGGAACCACUAGAGGAUACAUGGAGAUAGGAUAUGAUGGAGAAGAUUUCCUCCAUCUGGAUCUAGAAACUAAAACCUGGAUUCCAGCCAAACCUGGAGUUGUGAUCAGUGAACAGUUUCAGGAAUAUAUUAAUAGUUUGACUUCCGGUGGACAGAAGAGCUAUGUGAGCACCUCAUGUAUCAAAAGGAUAAACGAGUAUGUGUCUUAUGGCAGAGAGACUCUGGAGAAGAAAGUUGUUCCUGAUGUGUCGGUGUUUCAUAAACACUCUCCUUCUUCAGAGGUGGUGUGUCACGCUACAGGUUUCUUCCCCAAAGCAGUCAUGAUCACCUGGCAGAAGGAGGUAGAGGAGAUGCAGGAGGACGUGGAGCUCAGAGAGACGUUACCCAACCAGGAUGGAAGCUUCCAGAGGAGAAGCAUUCUGAAAGUUCCAGCUGAGGAGCUGCAGAAACACAACUACACCUGCAUGGUUCAGCACAGCAGCUUGGAGAAGGAGUUAGUGCGAGAAGUACCAAAAGGUGAAGCACCGAUUGCUGUCAUCACUGCUGUAGUCAAGGCGCUCAUCGCUCUCGUCACCGUCGUUGCUUGAAUUGUGGUCUGGAAGAAAAAGAACUCUGGAUCCAAAGUUGGAGUCUAUUGCAGUCAGUGAUAUCUGAAGUCUGAGGCCCAUGGACAUCACCAGAUCUUGAGUUUCCUCCUUGAACCCCUUUGCUUUUCUUUACUGCAGUCCCCUUUAGUUGCUGUGUGUGUGUGUGUGUGUGUGUGUGUGUGUGUGUGUGUGUGUAUGCUUAGUUGGGUUGAGGUCAGGUGAUUGACUCAGCCCUUUAAGAACAUUCCAGUUCUUUACCUUGUGGUUAUAAUUAGUGUAGAUGAUGUGGAGGCUCUGCUAUACAGGUUCCUGUGAAUAAGGUGUUUCUGUUGAAUGUUACUGUGUAAUAUGUUAUAUGAUACAGUCAAGUCCAUAAAAUGUGGAAUAAAGACAUUUUUUAGCAUUUGUCAUCUGUACACAAGCUCACUAAAUUUAAAAUGAAUCACUCAAGAUGUGGGUGAAGUCAAGACUUUCAACUUUAAUUCCGGGGGGUUGACAAAAGUGUGACAUUAACCAUUUAGGAAUUCCAUCCAUUUUUGUACACACACACACACACACACACACACACACCUUUUGUCUUUUGUGAUAAGACUCAUCAAUAAUAAAAAGCCUUUGCAGUCAAUGACUGCCUGAAGUUUGGAACCCAUAGACAUGACCAAAUACUGGGUUUCCUUCCUCAGGAUGCUUUGCCAGGUUUUUACUACAGCUGCCUUUAGCUGCUGCUUGUUUCUUGGUCUUUUAGCCUUCAGGCUUGUCUAUGGUAAGUAAAAAGUAUGCUCUAUUGGGUUGAGAUCAGGUAAAUGACUUGGCCAAUGAACAAUAUACUAUGUCUUUGCCUUGAGAAGCUCAUCUAUCUGCAGUAUGAAGCAGGGUCAGUUUUGCAGUAUUUGGCUGAAUCUGGGCAGAGAGGAUGGCCCUUUACACUUCAGAUACACUUCAGAUUUUACCCUGCUACUUUUGUUUAUUACUGCCUGGUUCAAUUUGCAGCCAUACAAACUUAUGCCACAACACUGCCUUCCCCAUGUUUAACAGACGAUGUGGCAUGCUUUAGAUCAUGAGUAUACUUUUCUCUUCUCAUCAUCCUCGUCUAAGUUAAUUUUGAUUAUGUCAGUCCAAAGAAUCUGAAAUUUUUUUCUGGCAAAUUCUAAUCUGUCCUUUCUGUUCUAAAGCGCUACGAGUUGUUUGAAGCUUUUGUGAAGGAUCGUCUUGGGUUACUUUGCUGUAACCCUGUUUCCUGAAAAGGCAGGAACGAGAUGCUGCGUGAAAACGCUAUGGGAACAUCUUUUUGUGUCGCCGGUUGUGAAGCAUGUAUGUAUCAAACACGCCAAAUUUUGGCUUAUAUAACCUCGGUCAGGUGACGUCAUCUGAUGAGACGCACCUGCAGGUUAUAAAUAGGAGUAAACCGGAAACAUUCCUCAGAUCGAUUUUGUCUGAAGGGACGUCCGGUCACGCAGGCACUGCAAGUGUCUGGACCCCAAGGUUGUGUAGCGUGUGUGCACAAAGGCCAAAGAGGUCUCAGAACUAUCUUUGGGAGGCUGACUUGAGGACCUGUGAGCCCGGAGUAGCAUGAACAUCCAGACUAUAAAAUCUAACAAGUAUGUGCGGAAAGGGCGAUCCCCCUGG
Molecule: messenger RNA, 2841 nt
Organism: Clarias gariepinus (North African catfish)
Lineage: Eukaryota; Metazoa; Chordata; Actinopteri; Siluriformes; Clariidae
Product: BOLA class I histocompatibility antigen, alpha chain BL3-7-like
Exons: 6
Coding region: 256-1218 (320 amino acids)
Biological process (GO): immune response
Cellular component (GO): external side of plasma membrane
Source: RefSeq, a predicted model, not a curated record